GAGAUUGAACAAAGAUCGCCCCGAACGCCUAUAAAUUCAUCGACCCUCCAUUGACAUCGAAUCCAUACUCGUGUUUUUCUACAGUUUCAUAGCAAUGGCAGGUGGUUUCGGCAUCCAAGGAGGAGGCGGCGGCGGCAUCCCCAAGGAUUAUCCUGGGAAAGUCACCCCUUACGUUCUCUUCACAUGCAUCGCGGCGGCCAUGGGGGGUUUGAUAUUCGGGUACGACAUCGGUAUUUCGGGCGGCGUGACAUCCAUGGCUCCGUUCCUGAAGAGGUUCUUCCCCGCCGUGUACCGGAAGGAGGCGUUGGACCAGUCCACGAACCAGUACUGCAAGUUCGACAGCUUCACGCUGACUAUGUUCACGUCGUCGCUCUACUUGGCAGCACUCGUGGCCUCGUUCGUUGCGUCCAAGGUGACCAGGAGCUUGGGGCGAAGGUGGUCCAUGUUGCUAGGCGGCAUAAUCUUCCUCUGUGGCGCUAUCAUCAAUGCCGCUGCUCAGAACAUCGCUAUGCUGAUCAUAGGCCGAAUUCUGCUCGGCAUCGGAGUCGGCUUCGCGACUCAGUCCGUGCCGCUCUACGUGUCGGAGAUGGCGCCAUACAAGCACCGCGGCUCGCUCAACGUGCUCUUCCAGCUGUCCAUCACAGUGGGCAUCCUGUUCGCAAACGUGGUCAACUACUUCACCCAGAAGAUGGCCAACGGCCAAGGGUGGCGCGUGAGCCUCGGCGGCGCGGCGGUCCCCGCCCUCAUCAUCGGCGUCUUGGCCUUCAUCCUCCCCAACACCCCCAACUCUAUCCUCGAGAAGGGCAAUCCCACCAAGGCGCGGGACAUGCUCCGGCGCAUCCGGGGGGUUUCUGACCACCAGGUGGAGGCGGAGUUCAACGACAUUGUGGAGGCGAGCAAGGCGUCCGAGGCUGUGAAGGACCCGUGGAGCAAACUCAGGAAGAGGAAGUACCGGCCACACCUGAUCAUGUCGGUGCUUAUCCCAAUGUUCCAGCAACUUACCGGGAUCAAUGUGGUCAUGUUCUACGCGCCAGUCCUAUUCAUCACCAUCGGGUUCGGGAAUGAUGCAUCGCUCAUGUCUGCGCUUAUCACCGGUGGCGUCAAUGUAGUUGCAACACUCAUCUCCGUAUACGGAACUGAUAAGUGGGGACGUCGCCGUCUCUUCUUCUGGGGUGGUGGGUUGAUGCUCAUCUUUCAGGUGGCGGUGGCAUCCCUGAUCGGCUGGAAAUUCGGGGUGACGGGCCAAGUGGACAACCUCCCCGGGUGGUACGCAAUCGUCGUGGUGAUCUGCAUCUGCGUCUUCGUGUCCGGCUUUGCCUUCUCGUGGGGGCCGCUAGGGUGGCUGGUGCCGAGUGAGAUAUUCCCCCUGGAGAUCCGGUCGGCAGCUCAGAGCAUCGUCGUGUGCGUCAACAUGUUCUUCACCUUCCUGGUUGCGCAGAUCUUCCUCACCUUGCUCUGCCACAUGAAGUUCGGCCUCUUCAUAUUCUUCGCCUUCUUCGUCGCCGUGAUGACCGCCUUCAUCUACUUCUUCCUGCCCGAGACGAAGAACAUCCCAAUCGAGGAGAUGUCCCAAGUCUGGGAGCAACAUUGGUACUGGAAGAAAUAUGUGGCGGUAGAUGGACCGCCGCUGCCGGUGAAAGUUUAGGCACUCGAUUUUCGCUGUAGUUAUAUUUAUAGGAAUUGAUUUGACUAUUUUUUUUCUCAUUCUUGCAAUUUCAGUAUCUUAGGAUCUUGCUUAGGUUUGAAAGAAACAUCUGACGUACAGAGAGGAUUUCGCAUCAUCGUGUAAACGAUGUGUUUUGAGAAUGUGAUUCAUUUAC
Rhodamnia argentea is the source of this 1820-nucleotide messenger RNA. Its product is annotated as sugar transport protein 1-like. Bases 95 to 1645 code for a protein of 516 amino acids. The transcript has 4 exons. Gene Ontology annotation, molecular function: monosaccharide transmembrane transporter activity. NCBI's taxonomy places the organism in Eukaryota, Viridiplantae, Streptophyta, Magnoliopsida, Myrtales, Myrtaceae. Gene Ontology annotation, biological process: monosaccharide transmembrane transport. Gene Ontology annotation, cellular component: membrane. The record is from RefSeq and is a predicted model, not a curated record.